UCGAGUUUACAUCCCCUAUCAACUUUUGUCUCAGAUCCUCCACUUUCUCUCUCUAAAAGUCUCUCUUUGCUUCUUCUCACAGCCACAAAUGGAACUAGCAAAGCGUAUCCACAGAUUCUUCAAGUUCAGGUCUCCAUCGCUGCCACAAGUUGUGUUCUCCAAUCUUCCUUAAAUUCACUUUCCAUUAUUCUCCCCGCCUACCACCAAAAAAAACUUUCAAAAAAAAAUCCUCAGAAAAAUCCAAAUUUCCAGGAAAACGUACUUUUCCAAGAAAAUUCAAGAUCCUCUCCCAUUCUUAUACCUACCUUUCAUUCUCAUUGUGCUGUCAAAUCCUACUCUUAUCACUUCUCAGUCAAAUGUUUGCGAAGAACUACGACUUCUCACACGCUGUUGUGGAAAUGGCUUGUUGGAUUAUGCUAAGGAUUGACUACUCACGCCUCUUUUGGAUUCUCUUUGGUGUCUUCUCUUACGAAAAUCAUGAGGGAAAGCCUCGGAUUUAGAGGCUUCUUCUUCUUAUUCUACUCACAAACUUAAAUACGUAACUAAUACUAUAAUUUAAAUUAUACUUUAUUUCAAAUCAGUUCCAGAUUUACCCGUGACGAGGUUGUUCGUAGCUCGAGGCUCAAUCAUGUACAGAGGAAGGUUGAGAGAGCGCACCGAUGAAGAAAUGGAUGAUCAUGGAUAUGCUGAAACCGACCCAACAGGUCGUUAUGGUCGUUUUGAGGAAGUUCUUGGAAAAGGGGCAAUGAAAACUGUGUACAAGGCAAUUGAUGAGGUCCUUGGAAUGGAAGUGGCAUGGAAUCAGGUAAAACUCCAUGACGUGCUCCAGUCACCGGAGGACUUACAGCGGCUGUAUUCCGAGGUUCACCUGCUCAGCACCCUCAAUCAUGACUUGAUCAUCCGGUUCUACACCUCUUGGAUCGAUGUUGAUCAGAGAACCUUCAAUUUUAUUACUGAAAUGUUCACUUCCGGCACCCUGAGAGAAUACAGGAAGAAAUACAACAGUGUGGACAUCCGAGCCAUUAAGAUUUGGGCUCGGCAAAUCCUGGAAGGCCUUGUUUAUCUGCAUGGUCAUGAUCCUCCGGUAAUCCACAGAGACCUUAAGUGUGAUAAUAUCUUCGUCAAUGGCCACCUUGGGCAAGUGAAGAUUGGUGAUCUAGGGCUGGCAGCAAUUCUUUGUGGGUCUCACACAGCUCACAGUAUUAUAGGCACACCAGAGUUCAUGGCGCCAGAGUUGUAUGAAGAAAACUACAACGAACUGGUUGAUGUAUACUCAUUUGGCAUGUGUGUGUUGGAGAUGCUUACUUCUGAAUAUCCAUACAGUGAGUGUGCCAACCCAGCACAGAUAUACAAGAAAGUGACAUUGGGUAAGCGGCCAAGGGCAUUCUACAAAGUUCAAGACUUGGAAGCACAGAGGUUCAUAGGAAAAUGCUUAGAACCUGCUUCAAAGAGAUUAUCAGCAAAAGAACUAAUGGUCGAUCCAUUUCUUGCACUUGAUGAGUAUGAGCCUGUAACAACGAUGGGACAGCAGAAGCCAUUCUUGAACGAUAACUUAGGAAUUGAGGAACUGCGACUGAAUGAGGAUCCACCAAGGACCAACAUGACUAUAACAGGAAAGUUGAAUCCUGAAGAUGACACAAUCUUUCUUAAAGUGCAGAUUGCAGAUAAAGAAGGUCCCGUAAGGAAUAUAUUUUUUCCCUUUGACUUUGUAAGUGAUUCACCCCUCGAAGUUGCAAAUGAGAUGGUGAAGGAAUUAGAGAUUACUGACUGGGAACCAUCUGAAAUUGCGGAUAUGAUUGAUGGAGAGAUAUCCGGGCUAGUACCACAUUGGAGGAAAUGGGUCCAUCCCCAACCACCUCACUGCCAUAUACUUGAAGAUGAUGAUGAUCAUCGCCACCUUUUCUACUCUUUCUCGCCUUCUUCUUCAUCUCCAGUUUCGCUCUCAGGCCUGAUCACUUCUCAUGGAACAGAUGAAAGGAGUCAUGAUUGUGAUUGGCUCGGAGAUGACUUGUUUGAUGACAGCAGCUCUCAGAGUUCUUUACACUCUGGGAAAUAUUCCAACUUGAAUUAUUGUUCUGGUGAUGAUCCUGAACCCAUAAUAAACUCAGGAAAACAGAAUAAGCACCCUGUUGCAAACACCUACAACUCUACCAGAUUCUGCCCUGGAGAGAAUUCAAGCACCGGGCAGUCCAUCUCUGGAAAUUGGUUUAACCAAGGCAGGACUAUUCCAGAGUCACAAGGAGAUUCUACUUCUAAAGACAAAAGCACAAUGAGCAGGCCUAAAUUAACAAGGAACCGAUCCCUUGUAGAUAUGCGUAGCCAGCUGCUGCAUCGGUCAUUGGUGGAGGAAGUGAGCAAGCGAAGGUUGUUUAAGACAGUGGGUGCUGUGGAAAACAUAGGAUUUCAGGAACCUGGUGGUGGGGCUUCCAGCAAGAUGCCACGGCCAGUGGAUGGUGCUCCUUAUUUGAGAACAAGAAGUGUUGGUAAGAGGCAAGGACAUAGAGGCAGAAGACUUUAAAUUUUCUUGAAUUUGUAUGUUAGUGAGGUGGUGUAAUAUGGAGUUCACUGAUAGUUGCAAGGUGUAAAUAGAAAUAAAAUUUGUGGUCUGAUUAACUGCAUGCUUGAAAGAGACUGAUCCUCUUGAUUGUAAUAUAUAAAUCUCUCUUUAAAAAAAAAUCCCAAACUAGUUGUUGAAAACUAGUUAAAAUCCCAAACUAGUUGUUGAAAACUAGUUAAAA
Molecule: messenger RNA, 2738 nt
Organism: Ilex paraguariensis (yerba mate)
Lineage: Eukaryota; Viridiplantae; Streptophyta; Magnoliopsida; Aquifoliales; Aquifoliaceae
Source: the annotation of a GenBank genome assembly